AAUGCUGACUGGAAUGCAGAUUGACUGGUCUUAAUUUCUUAACAUCCUUUUCAUACAUAAGAAUCUUAUAAUUUGUAAAUCAAAUUAUCAGGAUAGAAAAUAAUAAUUUGUUCAAAUGCCAACAGACUGAGUACAAGAGAGUCAUUUCACCACUGAAGUACCAGACAAGAUGUGUUGCUGCCUUCCCGGAUCAGCAAGGUUUCUUGGUUGGUUCAAUUGAGGGAAGGGUUGGUGUACACCACCUUGAUGAUGCACAACAGGGUAAAAACUUCACCUUCAAAUGCCAUAGGGAAGGCGCUGAGAUAUACUCAGUAAAUUCUUUGAAUUUCCAUCCUAUUCACCACACUUUUGCAACUGCUGGGUCUGAUGGUGCUUUUAAUUUUUGGGACAAGGAUAGUAAACAGAGACUGAAGGCCAUGUCAAGAUGCAGUCAACCGAUUCCUUGCAGUGCUUUUAACAACGAUGGAUCAAUAUUUGCAUACUCGGUUUGUUACGACUGGAGCAAGGGUGCAGAAAAUCACAACCCAGGAACAGCAAAAACCUAUAUUUUCUUGCAUUUGCCACAGGAAAAUGAAGUGAAGGGGAAGCCGAGAGUAGGAGCCGGUGGUAGAAAGUGAAUAUUGUCUCUUAUCGUGGUGAUUGAGAGCCAAGUAGAAAGAGAACAUCUUCAAUCUCUAGUUUGUUGAUAGCCAUUCUUUCCCUCUUGAGCAACUGUUUUGUGAAUCUUCAUGAUAGUAGUCUGGUUUAGGAAUGAAUUUCUCAUACGGUUAUCUUCUCACUAAUUUCAACCUGUUCAACUGUUUUGGGAUUCUAUUCCAUGUGAGGAUUAACGUUUUCAAUCAAUUACAAUUUUGAGCUUAAUCUUUCGAUCCCACUGAAACAUUUUAGAGUCUU
Rubroshorea leprosula is the source of this 894-nucleotide messenger RNA. Lineage: Eukaryota; Viridiplantae; Streptophyta; Magnoliopsida; Malvales; Dipterocarpaceae. The record is from the annotation of a GenBank genome assembly.